UCAAAAUAGAUUUGUUAAAGACGAGAAAUACUGUGUGAACCUGAUUUAGCCCACUGCAGUAAAAGGCUAUUAAUGAUCAAAUCUACCUAACAGUAUGUGUUCCUCCCCUGUGAAUUAUAUUGUAGUUGAUGACUUUAGAAAACUUUCAAUACAUCUGCAGUAAUUCCUUGUUUAACAUUUCUGAUUCACACUUUUGUAUCAAGGAUGAAGAGAGAUCAGCCAUGUGAAGGGUUCAUUCUGUUCCAGAGCACAGAGCAGCACUGGGUGGGGAGGAGCAUGUCAACGUCACUUUGCUAAAGUGAAACUACAGUUGCUAGGUGUACUGUACGUUGCAAACACAAACAAACGGUCUCACACUCUUCUGGAAAAUAUAAGACAGCUACGCAGUCUGUUUCUUUUAAUACUACAGUACCGAUAAAUCUGAGAAAGUGCCCACCCUCUUUCACACACAGAUACAGAUAUGGCUUCCUCCACUAUUCUCCUGUCUGAAGACCAGUUCCUGUGCUCUAUCUGUCUGGAUGUGUUCACUGAGCCAGUCACCACUUCAUGUGGACACAACUUCUGCAUGGCCUGUAUCAGAAAGUACUGGAAUAGCAAGGACCUGUACCAAUGUCCACUGUGUCAGGAGAAAUUCUCCAGACGACCUAAGCUUCGUGUCAACACAACUUUCAGAAAGGUUGUAGAGAAUUUUAAAAAGAGGAGAGAUAUAGGUAGAGAUGGGCCCCGUCCCGAACCUGGAAAAGUGUCCUGUGACGUCUGCACUGGGAUGAAGCGCAAGGCCCUUAUGUCCUGCCUGGUGUGUCAGACCUCUUACUGUGAGACUCACCUGGAGCCUCAUCAGAUAGCCUCACCCUUAAAGAAACACAAACUGAUCGACCCUGUGGAGAACCUGGAAGACAGGAUGUGUAAGAAGCAUGACAGACUCCUGGAGCUGUUCUGUAGGACUGACCAGACUUGUGUGUGUCAGUUCUGCACUGAGGCAGACCACAAGACUCAUGACACUGUCCGUAUAGAGGAAGAGUGUGGAGAGAGGAAGGCUCAGCUGGGGAAAACUGAGGCAGAAGUGCAGCUACUUAUCCAGGAGAGACUGAAGAAGGUUAAAAAGAUCAGACUCUCUGUAGUUCGUAGAAAGAGAGAUGCAAAGAGAGAGAUAGAAAACAGUGUACAAGUCUUUACUGCUCUGGUGCGCUCCAUUGAGAAAAGCCAAGCUGAGCUGAUUGAGGUGAUUGAGGAGAAGCAGAAAGCAGUAGAGAGGCAGGCUGAAGGGCUCAUUAAAGAUCUGGAGCAGGAAAUCACUGACCUAAAGAGGAGAAGAACUGAUCUGAAGCAGCUCUCACACACUGAGGACCACCUCCAACUUCUCCAGAGCUUCCUAUCCCUAGAGUGCAAACCUCCACCCACCAAGGACUGGUCUGAGAUCAAUGUUCACAGUGAUCUGUGUGUGGGGACUGUGAGGAGAGCUGUGUCCCAGCUGGAGGAGAUACUGAAUAAAGAGAUGGAGAAGCUGCCUGAAGUCAAACUGAAGAUGAUUCAGCAGUAUGCGGUGGAUGUGACUCUGGACCCUGAUACAGCAUGUUCCAUUCUCAUCCUGUCUGAAGAUGGGAAACAAGUGAGAACUGGAGACAUACCACAGAAUCUUCCUGACAAUCCCAAAAGGUUUGAUGUUCAUCGAUUUGUCCUUGGAAAGGAUGGCUUCUCCUCAGGACGAUUUUACUAUGAGGUGAUUGUUAAGGGGAAGACUAGAUGGCAUUUAGGAGUGGCCAGAGAGUCCACUGAAAGGAAGCAGAGUAUUUUACUGAGACCUGAGGAUGGACUCUGGGCUGUGACCCGAAGGGAUGAGAAUGACAGCUGGACAAUUCCCCUUUUCCUCCUCUCCCCGAGAAAGAAGCCCCAGAAAGUGGGGGUGUUUGUGGACUAUGAGGAGGGUCUGGUCUCCUUUUAUGAUGUGGAGGCCAAGUCUCAUGUCUACUCUUACACUGGCUGCACCUUUACAGAGAAACUCUUUCCAUUCUUUGGCCCCUCUGAUAAUGAUGAUGGUCAAAACUCAGCACCUCUCAUCAUCUCUCCUGUCAAUCACACACACUGAUGCAUUCAAAGAUGCAGAGGGAACAGUUAAUUAACUAAUUAAUUAACUAAUUACAUUCACAUAUCAUUAAAUAUAUUUAGUCAGUUGACAUGACAUGUGAUUAGAAUGUCCAUGGAUGUCCUCUGAAAUCUCAUAACGAAUUAAAAAUGGAAACUUCUUUACUCUUUAGGGACAGAUUGAAUAUUACUGGGGGAGGGGUGCCACAAAAUAGGGGAGGGUUGUCAAACCUUUUUUAUUGCUUUGAGUAAGGCACAGUGGAGGGUAGUGCAUUUUUGCCCUGGUUUACAUUCGCCAUUCUUCUCAUAUUUUCUCUAUAAACAAUGCCUUGACUUACUUUUGAUAUUACCCUAAUUAAGUUUAGAAACAUUUGGGAAAGGUUUGGUAUGGUGUGGCUAUUAAGCUUUAGCUACUGCAGGCCUAUGAUAUGAAGGCAGUGCGCCCCUGUCACGUUGUAAAAAUGAUUGGAGACAGGCGCAGGAAUACGUAACACCUCAAGCCAUUGUAAAUCUUAAGGCAGCAGACAAAUCUUUUGUCCUGUCAGUGGAGGAUUGGAAUGUAUGGUUGGCCUAUGGAGAACCUACCGCAGAACUGUAACAUGGAAAAAAUGGACUUGGUACAUUUUAUAUGGUUCAUAUUUUAGCAGCCGAAAUGAUGGUAACGAUGCUAGAUGAAAUAUGAAAAUGAAUGUUGUUUUUGUUAUGUUAUUAAUAGUUAAAUGACGACAAUAUAACGGAAAGAUCAAGCUGAUUCCACACUCCAAGACUGCUUCCAUCAUACGGAUAUGUUUCGUAUUGCGUCAGAUAACAACAUUGACGAAUACGCUGAUUCGGUGUGCGAGUUCAUUAGAACGU
This is a messenger RNA of Oncorhynchus mykiss (rainbow trout), 2937 nucleotides long. RefSeq names its product E3 ubiquitin-protein ligase TRIM21. NCBI's taxonomy places the organism in Eukaryota, Metazoa, Chordata, Actinopteri, Salmoniformes, Salmonidae. The record is from RefSeq and is a predicted model, not a curated record. Gene Ontology annotation, molecular function: protein binding; 2-oxoglutarate-dependent dioxygenase activity; zinc ion binding.